GGCAACGCGAGCUCUCACUGGCUGGCUGUUGGCGGUUGCAAUUUGAACGCGGUCCGUGGAAGGAGUAAGAAGCGUGUUUGGGCCCUAAACUCGCUCUCUGGUGCACGUUAAAGUCCAGGAGUUGAACACGAGAUUUGAUAUCUAUGUGUUGUGGGGAAGUAUAAAUCAUAGGGUGCCAUGUCUCUGGAAGGGAAUGAGUGGGAACUCAGCAAGGAGAACGUGCAGCCUCUGAGGCAGGGGCGAGUGAUGGCUACUUUGGAGGAAGCUCUGGCUCAGCAAGAUGUUUCUGUCCACCCCACCAUCCAGCAGCAAAAACGGGAAUUUGAAUCAGAAAUUCGAUUUUAUUCUGGAGAUGAUCCCUUGGAUGUUUGGGACAGAUAUAUCAAAUGGACAGAGCAAACCUUUCCCCAAGGUGGUAAAGACAGCAAUCUUUCAGCUGUGUUGGAGAGAGCUGUUAAAGCACUGAAUGAGCAGCAGAGAUAUUAUGAAGACCCCCGCUAUCUCAACCUCUGGCUAAAAUUUGGGAACUGCUGCAGUGAACCUCUGGAUUUAUACAGCUAUCUCAGCAGCCAGGGGAUAGGCACAUCACUAGCUCAGCUCUAUAUCACUUGGGCAGAGGAACUUGAGGCAAGAGGAAAUUACAAGAAAGCUGACUUGAUUUUCCAGGAAGGGAUUCGCUGCAAAGCCGAGCCUGUGGAUAAACUUCUAUGCCAUCACAGGCAAUUUCAGGCUCGUGUGUCUCGGCAGACUUUGGAAGGUCUAGAGGAAGACUGUGAUGCAGAAGAGCUAAUGGGUGCUCUUUCAGCUGAACCCCAAAGAACCACAUUGGCAGAAUUGAAAGGAAGAGGAAAGAAAACAGCAAAAGCUCCAAUCAGCCGCAUAGGGAAUGCUGUAAAGUUGCCGGGCCAAGGGCAGAGACUCCAAACUCCUUCAUCUCAGCAAGCGUCGAAUCGCCCAACUUUUGCAGUAUUUGAUGAAAACAGAGUUGUAACUUCUGGGCCUGAACUUCCAGCACUUGUGCCACAGCCAUGGGUUGCACCUCCACCAGUAAAGGCCAAAGAGAAUGAACUGCAACCAGGAGCUUGGAACAUGGGCAGGCGUCCUCGAAGCAACAUGGAUUCUACUAUUGCAACUGCUGUUAUGGUGCCCAGCUUUACACCGUAUGUUGAUGAAUCCCCUCAGCAACAAGCCAUGACUCCUUGUAAAAUAGAGCCUAGCAUGAACUGUGUCUUAAGUGUCAGAAAGCCUAAGAAAGAAGAUGAUCCGCUACAUCGUGUGCAAAGCCACCAGCAAGAUGGUCAGGAAAAGAAAGAACAGCCAAUGUAUUGUAAAGAGAAAGUGUAUGCUGGAGUGGAAGAAUUCUCCUUAGAGGAGAUCAGAGCCGAAAUCUACAAAAAGAAAGCAAAGAAGAGAAGAGAAGAAGAACUACAGGCCUUAGCACAGAAAAAAACUGAAUUACAGAGGGAGAUUGAGGAAAUUGAGAAGGUGGUGAGAGAGCAGCGAGAAAAACAUAAGGAAAAAUCAGAUGGACAGCAUGCAGAGAAGCAGGAACCUGAAGUCAUUUCUUCUAACUUGGCAGAGAUUCUGAAGCCUUCUAUAAGAGAAGAACAAUGUGCUCCGAUGGAUUCCAAAGUAUUUGUUGAAGGAUCUCCUUCGGAUUGUUUUUUCUUGAAAAGCAAUCUGGAACGGGAUGAAAAUGUUCAACACAAGAAGUCAACCUCAAGCGAUUCCGAUAUCCCCCCUGCAGUGACUGCUUCAUUACCUUUCUCUAUUUUUGAUGAAUCUGUUUUAGAAAAUGAGGGAGCCAAUCUUUCUGCUGGCCCUUUGGUUCAUGCCAGAUGUCCUCUUGCUGUUCGUAAACCUUCAGAAAGUACUAUCGCAAAGGAAAAUGUACCUCCUGAAAAUUCUCAUGAGCCUCCUGAAGCAGAACGCUUGGUUGAAGAUGCAAUACUCACAGGUUCAUACAAAAAUAAAACCCUCUGCCCAAAUCCUGAAGAUACCUGUGACUUUGUUAGGGCUGCUCACUUGGCAUCAACCCCUUUCCAUGGGAUCAUAGAACAGAGAAGUCAGCUUGGUGACAAAGAAAAGGGUGAAUGUCAAGGAUCCAAGACUACAUUGCUUAUGCAGAAAAUGGUUGAGAAUGAUGAUCCGUAUGCUGAAGCCCUCUUUGUGAAAAAGCUGAGUCCAAUUAUGGAGGCAAGUCAAGAAGAUACAAGGUCUUCUGCAUCUUCAACUUCCUCAUCGCAAAUAUCCAUUAAAUUUCAAAAAAUCCCAGAGACACUGGAGUUGGCUCAUAUUUCCAGUGAUGACAUUGCCAGUGAUGCUGAAAAUGGUUCUAAUUACUCUCCAGUUUGUUCCGAACAGCGCAAAUUGCUAUUGCAACCUCUCUUGGAGAGAUUGACAAAAUGCCCUGACUUAAUAUUAGAGGCACAGCCAAUGCCUUGGAUAGAAUUGGAAAAAGAAGUUCAUUUGGGUAAUGACAUUUACUGUAUCAUUCGGGAAUAUUUGAUCAGUGGGGAUGACAAGAUGUUUUCUGCCAAUUUUGCUCAUCAGGUCUCAGCAGCAUUUUUAAUGAAGGUGAACUUUGAGCCGGUGCCAUGGGACUUUUACAUCUUGCUGCAAUUACGUGAACGGUUAGGUGCUGGGUUUGAUCAGAACUUUAGUGACAACUGCACUUGUUUCUUAUACCACAAUGGAUGUGUGACUCUACAAAGAGAGAGAAACUGCACUACAGUCCAGGAUAUGAUCCAGCGCUGCAAAGUUAUCCCACACGAAGUGGCCAUGCUGAUUGCUGACAAUCUCCUAGAGAUUGUUGAAAAAUUGCAUACAGUGGAGAUUAUUCAUGGAAAUCUGCAUCCAGAAUCUUUGUUCUUAGGAGACAGAAUCUGCAAUCCGUUUCUCAUGGAAAAUGCUACCAGUGCUCUGAAAUUAGUGGAUUUCUCACACAGCCUAGACUUGAGGCUGCAACCAGGAGUCAGUUCAAUAAUACACUUUCCAAUAGCUCAGACCCAGUAUGGGAAACAGAUGCUUGAUGAAAAAUCUCUUCCUUACCAGAUUGACUUACUUGGUAUUGCAAACACAGUCCAUAUGAUAUUGUUUGGGGAAAGUUUGCAAGUGCAUCAGGAAGAAGGCUACUGGAAAACUAACAGAGACUUAUCCCAGUUUGUUGACAGCGAUUUGUGGAGUAAAUUCUUUGGGAAAAUUCUGAAUGGAAAUAAUGAGUUUACUGUGCCUCUUCUGAAAGAGCUGAGGGAGGAAUUGAGCGGUGAAUUUGACAGUUCUUUCUCAGAACGCCUCAGUGAUUAUUUGACAAAUCUGGAAGGCAUUCCUCAUGUUGAAAACACCUUCUGAAUUACAGAAAAUAUAUUUAUAUUAUAUCCUGGAAUUUCUAGUUGCCUGGCCACCCUUUGUCACCCUUUGGUGAGCAAAGAUACAUGCUUCCUUCUUUUUCAGGUGUAUAAAAAUGGAACAAUGUUCACAAUAAUUUGUUCAUGAUUUAUUCAAAGAAUUCUAGUUGAUGCCUUAACUAUAUGUACUGUUUCUGUCCUUUGACAAGCCUCCCUGUACCUUUAAUGCCUACUUGUGUAUAGUUAUUAUGUGUUCAACAUCAAUCAUUUUGUGACAACACGAGUUCUUCAUUCUGUUUGUAAAUUUAUCACCUAUUCUCUUAUAGUCUUAGUUUAAUAAAACUUUUGCAACCACACUA
Molecule: messenger RNA, 3706 nt
Organism: Anolis sagrei ordinatus
Lineage: Eukaryota; Metazoa; Chordata; Lepidosauria; Squamata; Anolidae
Gene: BUB1B
Product: BUB1 mitotic checkpoint serine/threonine kinase B
Biological process (GO): mitotic spindle assembly checkpoint signaling; meiotic sister chromatid cohesion, centromeric
Cellular component (GO): nucleus
Molecular function (GO): protein kinase activity
Source: RefSeq, a predicted model, not a curated record